AUGUCCCGCGCCCGAGUACCCCCGUUUGUGCCGCCGACAAUCACCACUCUGCAAUACAUUCAUCAUCCGGGUGUCUCACCGGACGCGCAAGUAAUGCUUCAGAAACGAUCAUACGGCAAACAUGAUAGAGAAUGUUCUCUUUUACCUUUGGCUUUCCGUCCCUACACGAAUCGCCUCAGCGACGAGUUUUCAGAAGUGAGCUUUUUGAAGAAU
Molecule: messenger RNA, 213 nt
Organism: Mesorhabditis belari
Lineage: Eukaryota; Metazoa; Nematoda; Chromadorea; Rhabditida; Rhabditidae
Source: the annotation of a GenBank genome assembly